This is a messenger RNA of Neltuma alba, 444 nucleotides long. RefSeq names its product glutamic acid-rich protein-like. The transcript is spliced from 3 exons. Bases 1 to 444 code for a protein of 147 amino acids. The record is from RefSeq and is a predicted model, not a curated record. NCBI's taxonomy places the organism in Eukaryota, Viridiplantae, Streptophyta, Magnoliopsida, Fabales, Fabaceae. Gene Ontology annotation, molecular function: protein dimerization activity.
AUGGCUGCUGACAUAUUAGUUAUUCCAAUGUCAACUAUAGCAUCAGAGUCCACAUUUAGUGCUGGAGGUAUAGUUAUCGAUGAAUAUCAUUCCAAAUUGAAUGAAGAAUCAAUUGAAGAAAUAAAAAGAAUGUAUGAAAGGUUAGUGACCAUGGUUGAAAGGUUGGUGUUGACAAUUGGAGAAAAGUUGGUUUCCCUACAGUCGAGGUUAGCGAAUAAAAGUGAGAAGGAAGAUAUGGUGAAAGCAGUAAGUAGUGAAGAUGAUGAAGAGAACUCAAGUGAAAAUGAAAAAAUUGAUAGAGAUGAUAAAGAUAAAGAGAAAGAAGAAGGGAGUGACUUUAGAUUAGAGGAUAAUGGUGAAGAAAAAACUAAAGACAAGUCAAGUGAUGCUGCAGUAGAAGAGGAUAAGGGGGAAGACGAUGAUGAGGAGGGAAAGAUCAAAUGA